AUGGCGGAGGUGAUCAUGUCAUGUUGUGUCAGCGAUCACGAAAAAUCUCAGCGAGCCCAUAGUCGGCAAAUUGACAAAAAGUUAUACAAAGACAAACUGACAUUUAGUCGGACGGUUAGAUUGUUACUGUUAGGAGCUGGGGAAAGCGGUAAGAGCACUUUUUUGAAACAAAUGAGGAUUAUCCAUGGCCAGGAAUUCGACGAUGAACAGUUGAGAGAGUUUAGAGCGUGUAUUUAUAGCAAUAUCGUGAAAGGCAUGCGAGUGUUGAUAGACGCCAGGAAUAAACUCGGCAUUCCACUCACUGAUGAAUCACUUGCUAAAUAUGAAAUAUUUGUGUUCAGUUUUGAUGGAAAUCAAAAAUUGGAUGAACAACAGUUUUCACUUUAUAUUGAGCCAAUGAGAAAACUGUGGAAGGAUGGUGGAAUUCGAAGUGCUUUUGAUCGCAGAAGAGAGUUUCAGUUGGGAGAUUCUUUGAAGUACUUCCUUGACAACCUGGACAGGAUUGGUCAUAAGAACUACAUUCCACUGAAACUCGACAUCCUUCAUGCCCGCAGAGCAACCAAAGGCAUUAAUGAGCACCAGAUCUACAUCAAAGGCAUCCCUUUUCUCUUCAUCGAUGUUGGAGGUCAGAGGUCACAGCGCCAAAAGUGGUUUCAGUGCUUCGAAGGAAUCACGUCCAUCUUGUUUUUGGCAUCAUCGAGUGAAUUCGACCAGGUGCUCAUGGAAGACCGCAAGACCAACAGACUUUGUGAAUCAUGCAAUAUAUUUGAGACCAUCAUUAACAAUAAAUCCUUCAGUAAUGUGUCCAUCAUCCUCUUCCUGAACAAAAUGGACUUGUUGGAAGAGAAGGUCAAACGUGUGAGCAUAAAGGAUUACAUGCCAGACUUCACUGGCGACCCUCACAAGAUAGAGGAUGUAAAAGCGUUUUUGUUACAAUGUUUUGACUCCCGCCGCAGGGAACGCACGAAACCACUCUUCCACCAUUUUACAACAGCCAUUGACACUGAAAACAUCAAACUUGUCUUUCAGGAUGUUAAGGACACGAUACUCCAUGAAAAUCUACGAUCAUUGAUGCUUCAGUGAUGGGGACCUAUCAUCAUGUCAGUGUUGUGUGGACUCAGUUGGUUUUUAAGUGGCAUGAAAGACAUUUGGAAUGUAUUACAGUUUUAUUUGGUUUGAGAAUCAGUGUACUUUCUCUUCGAGAUUUACAGCAAGACGUUUUUGUUUUAAUACUACAGAACUCUCAACCACUUGCGGGUUGGAUGAACGUAUGCUAAACAGUGCAGCAUAUUUUAAUGCCAUAAAAUCUGUUUUUAGAGUGAUGUGAUGUAAUUACUACUUAAGAACUUUUAACUCGGCAUUGAAACCAUCCCAAAAUUGUUAUAUUUCACCUCGGUAGUCAUUUAGUUUAGAAAAGACAGCAUUACAUAGUGACUCAGUGUCAGAUCAUUAACAUGCUACAACAGAAGGAUAUCAUUUGUAAAUACAGGACACAAGCAGCAGGUUUAGUUGAAGAAUGGUGGUUGUAUCUUAGAAAAAAACCUUACAGUGUUGCUUGUAUAAUGCAGACAACAAAGUAUCAUCAUACGAGUGCAAAGAAACGUAUUAACGAUAUAUACAGACUUGUAAGAACUGAUUAUUUUAUUGGACAAAAGAUCAUUCUUAAGACUGAUUAUUCUUUGUAAAGUAUAGUUAUUUACAAAUUAUUAUUUCCCCUCUUCAGCUGCUGGACAGUGUUUUAUAAUACUUUUAUUAUUCUUAGCUAGUGACUUUACUUCACUACAUACUGUUUCCUCUAACAAUAACGGCCAGUAACAUUAUAAGCAGCAUCCUUGUGAUGUGAAUACCACAGAACUCAUUAAAAAAAUUUUUUUUUUAAUUUGCAAACGUCAAAAAGUUUGCUUUUCUUCCUAACAGUGAUAGAGGAAUUAGUGUUUUAGUUUUACAUUCAUUUGUAAAUUACCAAAAUGAAUGCGGUGAAAUUUAUUUACAUUUUUUUACUUCAAAGUUUUGCAUAAAAUAUUUCUCAGUUUUAUGUUAUAUAUUUGGAAUUAUUAUUAUUAAUAAAAGUCUUCUUUUUUU
Gigantopelta aegis is the source of this 2082-nucleotide messenger RNA. RefSeq names its product guanine nucleotide-binding protein subunit alpha-12-like. The transcript is spliced from 3 exons. The record is from RefSeq and is a predicted model, not a curated record. Gene Ontology annotation, cellular component: brush border membrane; heterotrimeric G-protein complex. Gene Ontology annotation, molecular function: guanyl nucleotide binding; G-protein beta/gamma-subunit complex binding; D5 dopamine receptor binding. NCBI's taxonomy places the organism in Eukaryota, Metazoa, Mollusca, Gastropoda, Neomphalida, Peltospiridae. Bases 1 to 1083 code for a protein of 360 amino acids. Gene Ontology annotation, biological process: Rho protein signal transduction; adenylate cyclase-modulating G protein-coupled receptor signaling pathway.